AUGCGCCGACCAGCCAUGACCUUCAUUCCAGGCGCGCUAACCAUUGCUCCUCCUCCUUGCAGCAGCGGAAACAGUGCUACAAACAACACACAGCAGGCCCAACCGACCUCGACCGGCUUGUUCGGUGCCGCUCCAGCUUCUUCGCAACCACAGCAAUCUACCAGCCUCUUUGGCUCUUCGACCACAACACCACAACCACAACAGUCGGGAGGUCUCUUUGGGGCCGCACCUGCUGCUCAACCCGCCAAACCCACUCUGAGUCUCUUCGGCAAUAACUCAGCCGCUACCUCGAAUACUCAACCGCAGCAACAACAGUCGGGAGGCCUUUUGGGAACAACGCAGCCACCACCACCCAGCCGCAACAGCAACAAUCUUCAGGCCUCUUUGGAAACGCACCCGCCAACAACAACACAUCAAACUCCGGAGGCAUGUUUGGAAGUUCUGCAGCACAGCCCGCCCAGAACAAGUCCAGUCUGUUCGGUGCUCCCAACCCGGCCCCAAGUCUCUUGUGCUGGAGGCAGCACCGCGACCAACAACUUUGGCUCAUCUCUCCUGAACCCUAUCGGCAACUCAAAUGGCAGACCUAUGGCAGGUAGCCUCACCAUGGGCCAAGGCAACACCCAGACAACCACACAACCCGGUGUCAAGAUUGACAUGUCAAACCUGCGCCCAACCACCCGCUUCAGCGAUCUGCACGAUGACCUCAAGAAACAAAUAGAACAAAUCGACGCCUUCAUUAGACAACAAGAAUCUUUCGCUACUCAAUGCGAAAGCAUGAUCGGCCGUCAUGCCACCGAUGUUGAGAGCAUCAAGCCCGACGUCGACCUGAUUCAGAACAAGAUUGAGACUGUCGAACUUGCUCUCGAAAACGACGGCGCUGCAAUCAACAAUGCAAAGGAGCUCGUUCAAAGAGACGCUGGCGACCUUAUCAGGGUUGCCCGCAUGGCCGAGAACCUGCAACUCCCUCAGCAAUACCACUACGGAAGAAGCAGCAGACCUUCAACCACCGACGACGAAUACGACAUCGAUCUUGUUGGCUACUUUAGCAAGCAAGCCGAAGUCAUGCAAAAGACACUCGACACCUACACGUCACACCUCGCAGAAAUCGAAGCACACCUUCGCGUCGUCGAGGGAAGCACAGUCCAGCAAGCACAUCAACUCGCCGCCCAAAGAGCAGGCGGUCGCGCCGGAAACAGUGCAGACAACGUCCGAGAGUUGGCAGAAACUCUUCGCGGCUUCGAGAGUGGUAUCUUAGGUGCCGCAGGUCUGGUCGGUUCCUGCCGGGAGGGUGUGAAUGAACUGAUUCUUGGCAAGAUCAGCGGUGACCCUCGAGAGAGUGUCGGCUACGGCGGCAGAAGAUCUGUUAGAUUCUAA
Aureobasidium vineae is the source of this 1374-nucleotide messenger RNA. NCBI's taxonomy places the organism in Eukaryota, Fungi, Ascomycota, Dothideomycetes, Dothideales, Saccotheciaceae. The record is from the annotation of a GenBank genome assembly.